CCGCAACACCACGAUCAGGCGCACUCUCGCUGUCUCUCAGUUCCGACGUCAAUGGUCGGCGAGGCGCGCUUCCUGACCGCCGCAAUAGGCGGCGACGACGACGCUGACAACGUGCAGGGCAAAUGGAUCGGCCUGGCUAUUGUCAUCACCUCAGCUGUGCUCUCCAACCUCGGCGUGAAUGUGCAGAAGCUCUCGCACGUGCGGGAGGAAGAGAAGCCUGUGUUCGAGCGACAGACUUACUACACGCGACCUCUGUGGCUCACCGGCCUGGUGCUGGUUGUUCUAGGUGCCGUGGGAGAUUUUGAGGCGUUGGGCUUCGCUCCUCAGGCGCUAGUGGCGUCUGUAGGUGGCGGCUUUACGGUACUGGCCAACGUGUUCUUCGCGCACUUGUGGCUGGGCCAGAUCCUGACCAGAACGGACGUGCUGGGCACACUUCUCAUCAUCAUCGGCGUCGUGCUCAGCACUGUGGCCAAUGAACCAGAUGAGCAGAUGUCGCUGGUGGAGCUGGAGAAACAGUUCUUCCAGCUGGGCUUCCUCAUCUACUUGGGCGUCAUGACGGUGGUGCUAGGCGCCAUUUUCGGACAGAUUGAAGCCAUUUCGAGGCUGCCUAGAGCGCUAAACGAGAGCAAGUACAGGUUGCUGCCCUUCAUGUACGCGACGGCGUCAGGUAUCUUCGGAUCCUUUUCGGUUCUUUUGGCCAAGUGCGCCUCGAUCUUGCUGAUCCUGACGGUCAGCGGAGAGAAUCAGUUCGUCUACUUUACGACGUAUUUGUUCAUGGGGGGCAUGAUGUGCACGCUGGUGCUGCAGACGGACCUGCUGAACCGCGCUAUCAUGGUCGGCGACACGCUCAGUGUGUUCCCCAUGUUCCAGUGCUUUUGGAUCGGGUCGAGCGUCAUUGGCGGCGUCGUGUUUUACGAAAAGUACACGCGCUUCUCGCUCUUUGACUGGAUUUGUCUGCCGAUUGCGCUGGCCUUCAUCAUAAUGGGCAUCUAUCUGCUGGCAAAGCAUGGAGAAGACGAAAGUGACGAUCUGGACGACCCUGAGCACACUACGCCGGGCCAUCGUGCGCAUCUGACAGGUCACUUUGGUGCUCUCAUGCCGCUCUCACCACAGGGUCACUCGUACAGCACCUUCAGUCGCAAAAGCUUCGACGAUCGCGACAGCGAGACCACUCCACUACGGUACACUCCAUCAAACGGUCGCGUGAGUGACCACAGCGGAUACGGAGGCACCAAUGGGUACACGAACGGCAAUGACAAAAGUCACCGGAGUGGCCAUCCCGUUGGCCAUUGGCAUGGUCCUCACGGUCGGAGGCACCACAGCGACGAUCCGGAGGAGCAACGGCUGUACAGUGGGUCCAUCUAA
This is a messenger RNA of Phytophthora infestans T30-4, 1365 nucleotides long. RefSeq lists its product as uncharacterized. Gene Ontology annotation, biological process: magnesium ion transport. The transcript is spliced from 6 exons. Gene Ontology annotation, molecular function: magnesium ion transmembrane transporter activity. NCBI's taxonomy places the organism in Eukaryota, Oomycota, Peronosporomycetes, Peronosporales, Peronosporaceae. The record is from RefSeq and is a predicted model, not a curated record. Gene Ontology annotation, cellular component: membrane. Bases 52 to 1365 code for a protein of 437 amino acids.